This is a messenger RNA of Erythranthe guttata (spotted monkey flower), 1481 nucleotides long. Lineage: Eukaryota; Viridiplantae; Streptophyta; Magnoliopsida; Lamiales; Phrymaceae. The record is from RefSeq and is a predicted model, not a curated record.
AUGGAACUUACAUCUCGUUUUGGGCAGGUGACCGUACAGCGCCCCGGGUUUAACGAAGUCCAAGAUGUUUGCACAAAUAGCAUGUUGCAGAGGAUAGGGGUUUUUGCCGAUAGAGAUGCUGAUUUGGUAAAAAAGCUCAUCAGCCAAACGUUCUCUGCCAUUCAAAUCUGCUCUCAGCUCUCACCUCUCAGCUCAUCUCUUCUCUUGGGUUUCUUCUUCAACUCAUCGAAAUCAACAAUUUCUACUUCCGGUAAAAGCGAAUCGAAUCCGAUGGAGUGGUAUUUUGCAAACAAUAUGGAGAAUCUGACGGUACCGAAAGACGAGGAGAUGAUGGACAGGCUUCCGUCACCGGAUAGUUGGUCUUCAUGGGGUAAAGUAGUUGGAAACUUCAACUCCCCAAAGAAACUAACUGUUUUAGGUGUGGAAGAUUUUCUAUUAAAUGAUAAUAAUGAUGAUGAUGUUAACGACGACGAUGAUGUUGUCGAACAACUUAGUACACCGAGGUCUAGGCGCCAGCAAAAUCGGCACCAAGACUCAGAUUCUCAACUCAACAAUCUUUCCAAAAUCGAUGAUGCCGAUGACAUUUUCUUCCGUUCGAUAUUUGAAGCAGAUGCCAGCUCAGCAGACAGAGCAGACAGUUCAGCGAGCUUUAGACAAGCUUCGAGCAACCAAGAUCAGAUGGCUAUGGAUAAUCUUGAAAAUUUCGGACAUUUUCUACCUUCAGAGGAAAUGGAAUUCGAGACGUCUAACUCGGACGAGCACUUUGAAUUUGAUAUGUUUGAAGAUAUGAAUGAGGAGGAUAUGUCUACGGAGGAAUCGGUUUUACUUGAGCUACAAACAUUGGCUUUACAGUUGGCUAAUAAAACUAGGGUUUGCUUUCGCGAUUCUCUGUACCGCCUCGCAGAAAAUUCGAGACUUCAUCAGAAUAAUUUUGGUCAGAAUACGAAAGACGAAAACGAAAACGGCAAAGCCACAACUAGUGGUGGACCCUACAGUGCAAGAGAAUCCCAAGCUAAAAGAUCGGACACAAACGCCAUCGACAGAACCAUCGCUACUCUCUUGUUCAAUACGAUACAGUGCUGCAAUAUAACUGCAGAUACUGCACCAAAUGUCACUGCAGAGAAGGCUGAAAAGGAGUACCAGGCCAACGAUUUCUACCUAUCGGGGUUUUACGAGCCUUCUCUUUCCACUACCGCAGAUGGCGAUGCGGAAGUCCCGACAUUCGGUUUGACCAACCAACGGUUGACUAAAGCUCGGGCUCACUUCUCAGACACUUACGCAAUGGCGUCUUGAACAAAAACAAAAUCAAACCGAGUUUUUUUUUUUCUUAUGUAAACAGACUGCUGGUAGUGUAAUAAGCACCGAAUACAUUUUCUUCGUUUUUGGACUUGGUUGCAUGUUUUCUUACGAACAUGCCUUUUGCGGAUUGUUUUUUGAGUCUCGUGUGGAUGGAAAUAUAUAUAUAAUCAUCGUUAAUUAAA